GGAGCCGACCAGCACAACAACAGGUUUGACUCCCUUGACCCGAAUCCACCGAGUCGCUCAGCUCCUCCACGUUCGUAUCCAAUAAGUUAACUUCAGAUUAUGCCUGGCCUACGUAUGGCUUGGGCUUGGAUCGCCCCCCGCUUCUGGGUUGGUCGGGGUUUGAGACGGUAGAGCCCUCCCCCCCCCCGAGGGAGACGGCGUGAUGCGAUAGCUGGAGGGCUGGCAGGCAGCUCUUUGUCUCCUCGCCCACCGGGCUGUUUCAUGCUGUAUCUCCCGGCAGCUGCCCUAAUUUCCUCCUCCACGGCAGUCAGUGCCAUGCCUUGGCAAGCAACCAGACGGGCCGGCGGAAGGCAAAUGGUAGCCUCAUCCUUCGUCCUGCUGGCAUCCAUGACCGUUGUCCCCUCUGGGUCCCUCUGCAAGCUAAGCUUGACUGGAACGCAGAUCCGUCAAAUGGGGGAUUUCUCUUUGCCAGCCCACCUGCACCUUUCUGAUUUGGGCCGUAUGGAGUAUCUCCGUGUCUCGUCAAUUUCACCCCCAGGACCUCUUAUUUAUUAUUAUUUGCCCUUUCCAGAACCUUUCCUCGACUGCGUACCGUCCGCGCUGCCGUAUAUAUCCUACUGACCCUAUCACUGCACGGGACUUUUACAUGCAGCUGGAAGCAGCAUCCCGGCAUCACCUCCACUUGUUCUUCCCCAUUGAUCCUGCAUCUCAAACGACGGAGGAAUACGGGCUGCAAGCCUAUCUGCGGAGUCUCUGGCAUGAGCAUCAGACCUCCGACCUCCUUCAGUAGAUCUGGUUGGGCCGGGCCUCUCGUCGGUUGCGUCUGGACUCUCGUGAAGAUUACCGGUCUUUUUCGGGCUUUCCACCUGGCGCGCUCAUCACUGACCCCGACCCUGCGUCGCCUCGAGCUCUCUGCCGCUUCCUUUCAAAUGAGUUCGAUGUACUGCGACCUGACCUUGCUACUCUCUUCCUUCC
Aspergillus ibericus CBS 121593 is the source of this 975-nucleotide messenger RNA. RefSeq lists its product as uncharacterized. The record is from RefSeq and is a predicted model, not a curated record. Bases 262 to 621 code for a protein of 119 amino acids. The transcript has 2 exons. Lineage: Eukaryota; Fungi; Ascomycota; Eurotiomycetes; Eurotiales; Aspergillaceae.